AUGCCGGAGUGGGUCACGCAGGAGUGGGCGCGCGAGCGGGCUCCCCAUGUUCGGGAGGCGGGAGCGCUCGGGCUACGUGGCGACGCCGUGGCGCGCAACUCGUCGGAGGGCCACUUCUACGGUAGCUGCCACCUGGGUUGCCCCACCAGCGAGAAGCGUGGCACCGACACGACGUGGCUCGUCGACGCCGUCGCGCGCGGCGCGGUCACACUGACAGGCUGCAAGGCCGAGCGUUUUGUACUCAAGAGCAAUCCCGGCGGCGAGAACGUCCGGAGCAAGAAGUGCGUGGGCCUGGUGGCGGCGUGCAUGAGCGACGGCAUCACCAAGAAGUUGCGCAUAGAGGCCAAGGUUUCCAUCUCGGCGUGUGGCGCGCUCAUGACGCCGCCUCUCCUCCGCAACAGCGGGCUCAAGAACAGGCACAUCGGCCGCAACCUUCACCUGCACCCGGUGUCUAUGGCGUGGGGCUACUUCCCGGACGGCACGCCGGAGGCAGCUGCAGAGCUCAGUGGCAAGUGCUACGAGGGCGGCAUCAUCACGACCAUGCACCGCGUCACCGCCCGCACCAUCAUCCAGACACCCGCGCUGGGGCCCCGGUGCUGGGCUUCGCUGAUCCCCUGGGAGUCCGGCCGCGACAUGAAGGAGCGCAUGCUCCGGUACGCGCGCACCGCGCACGCCUUCGCCCUGGUCCGCGACCGCGGCGCGGGGCACGUGGACGGUGAGGGCCGCGUGCGCUGCGCCCCGAGCCGGGAAGACGUGGAGGAACUCCGCAACGGGCUGCGCCAGGCGCUGCGCAUCCUGGUGGCCGCUGGAGCGGCCGAGGUGGGCACCCACCGCAGCGACGGGCUCCGGCUGCGGUGCGACGGCGGCCUCCGCGACGAGGACCUGGAGGCGUUCCUCAACGAGGUGACCGUAGGGAAAGGCCCCAUGCUCCCGGGGCCUGACACGUGGGCGCUCCAUUGCUCGGCUCACCAGAUGGGCAGCUGCCGGAUGGGGUCCAGCCCGAAGGACGGCGCCGUGGAUGGGUGCGGCGAGAGCUGGGAGGCGGAGGGGCUGUACGUGUGCGACGGCAGCCUGCUGCCCACGGCGGUGGGCGUCAACCGCGUACUGCGUCUCCAAGGGCAUCGCCGAGACCCUGGCGCUCGCGUGACGAGAAACAGUAGCCUGCUGCUUGAGACCGUCGGGUCGUGCUCGCAGAGAAAUGGUUGUGUUGUGUGA
Molecule: messenger RNA, 1215 nt
Organism: Miscanthus lutarioriparius
Lineage: Eukaryota; Viridiplantae; Streptophyta; Magnoliopsida; Poales; Poaceae
Source: the annotation of a GenBank genome assembly